CGCCCGUUCCCUCCCCGCGCCGGGCCGGGGGAGGGCGGAGGGAAGGGACGGGACGGGACGGGAAGGGGGGGGCAGCGGUCGUCGCCUCCCCGUCGGAGCUUGGGCGAGCACCUGGCCCAGGACGCGGGGCGGACGGAGGAAGGCCUCGGAGCGCAGGCACCAUCCAGAGCCACUUGUGAAGCCCGAUAGCUCUUUACAGGAGCCAAACGUAUCCCGAGGGGCCUUAAAGCAGAGGGAGCCUGCUGCCGAGGAGACAACAUGGAGCAGAAGAUCAGCUCUUUCUUUAAUUCCAUCUUGGAACUCAUCCGCACCAAGCACAAGGAGGGAGUCUUCAACACUGUCUGCCUCGUGGUGCUGCUGGGCCUGCCCUUCGUUGUCCUCAUCGCGUCCAUUUUCAUCUGCUGCCACUGCUGCUUCUCCAGCUGGCGGCGGCGGCGAAGUAGGAAGAAAGGCGGCCCCAGCAGCAAGGGGCAGCCACACGCUGAGAAGAACAAGAAGAACAAGAAGAAGAAGAAGAAGGAUGAAGAGGACCUGUGGAUCUCAGCUCAGCCCAAGCUGCUCUUGCUGGACAAGAGGCCAUCCUUGCCCAUCUAGCGGACAAGAGGACACAAGGGCUGUCCCCUCAGAUGCUGCCGGUCCUUCCAGCUGCACACUACGAGGGCCAAGGAGAUGCCGAAACUGCUGCCAUUUCACAGUGACUUUGAAAAGAGGCAGAGCCCAGCACCGAAGGGUCAGCACAGAGCAAGGCAGUUGGACGCACAUUUGCGUCCCACAUUACAACAGCGUGCCCGAAGGUCAAAACCCCGGUGAAGGACACCCGUGUAUGUGGACACCGGUCCCACCGAGCACCUGGGGGUGACCCGCCACCGGGCUGUGCAUCCCCUCAUCUUGGAGUCACAAAGCAAGCCGAGUGCAGCGUCACAGCACAAAGGUGUCCUGUCCCCUCUAGCCCCCAAACCGAAGGCAAUAAGAGCACCACGAGAUGCCCUCAGCCCAACCUCGGAGAUCUCAGGACCCAAGUCAAGGCAGCAAAGCAGAAGGCCAUGCUACCACCCAGCCUAGAGGCAGGAAGGAGUGAGGAAGCUGCAAGACCAGCCCUUUUGCACCAGCACUUCAAAAAUGUUCCUUGAAAGACUGUUUUGUGCAGACUUGCCUUUGAAGAGCCCACCGUGCUGCAGCAAAGGCUGCAUCACCCCUAUGCUACCGCAAGAGCAGAGACGCAACCUGAGGCCGUGUAACAGUUUAGCUAUGGGCAUUAGUGUUAUUUAUUGAAUGACUACUGAAGAGCAGGACCAAAGGCCCCCUCUGCCGGGGGGCUAGGCACACUGAAUCGGUAUUGGAGCAGCAGAGACGCUUGCCUGGCACACUCAGCCCUCCUCUCGCCCUGUGCCACGCACUGGGGACAUGCGCAGACCCACCAGCACAUGCCGCUGCCAGCUGGGGCCAGGCAGGCAGCUCUCCCAGCUGCUCUGUGGCUGUUGAGACAGCUGCAUCUGGGAUUUGGGAUGUGCUGGAGGGUACAUCCUGUCCUUCCUACCCAGCUGGAUCCCGCGCCCAUCUCCCUCUCCAUCCCCAUCAUCCUCAUCUCGCCAUCACCUUCCUUGGACAAGUGACAGCUCGGCCGGCCUCAGCAGCUACCAGCCCACACCCAGCUCUCAGCCCUGCUCAGGUUUUAACCCUCUGCUCCCCCCACACCUACCUCCUGAGGAGCUGGGGGGUCUCCUCUGCCCCCCGCUCUUCAUCCCACCAGGCUCUGUCUCCCCCAGUUUGCUUUGCCAGCGAGGGAUGCGCAGGUGUGAUCAGAAGCUGCAUCACAUCCGUUUUUUGCCCUGCAUCCUCCUGCUUUUUUCCACUUUUUAAAGCCCCUGGCACAGACUGGAGCUGCCAGCCAGAGCCAGACAUCUGGGGAGGAGAAGCCAAACCCACAAGGACAAGCCUGGAUGGAGCUGCUGGACGUGGCCACAUCCAGCCUGAGGAAAGGCAGUGCCAUUUUCCCAGCUCCUGGGUAGGAAAGCCACCAGUUCCCAGUGGUCACUUGUGGCACCCAGCCCCAGUUUGUCUGCCUCCACCAGGGCGGUGACGCUAAUGUCACAUCACAGGGCUUGGCUCCAUCUGGCUGCACUGGUGACAGCCUUGAGGCCAGGCUCCCCCUCACACGGGGCUUAAAUUGCCCCCAUCUGUGCCUUAUUUCCCACUUUACUUCGUGACCAUUGAAACAAGCAACUCCCUCCUCCAAAACAGGAAGCAACAUAUAAUAGUGGAAGAAUUAGGCUUUGCCACACCUAAUCCCAGAGAGAAACAUCUGUCCCCCGGCCAGGUACUUCUCCCCAGCUUCGGCCAGACCACGAACUGGCUGCAGCACCCACCCCGGCGAGGAGGCGAGAGCAGCACGGUACGGAAACGCCGCCCAGUGGGCCCUGCGCUGCAGCCACCUCUGCACUGCCUCCCUGCAGCUUCGUUUCGGUAAAGACCUCUUAUUUUCCUAAAGAGUCCAUGCAACAGGGGAAGAAAUAAACUUUUUUUUUUCCUGCAUUUUUUUAAACAAAAAUAAAUGACUCCAAAACUG
Molecule: messenger RNA, 2566 nt
Organism: Oxyura jamaicensis (ruddy duck)
Lineage: Eukaryota; Metazoa; Chordata; Aves; Anseriformes; Anatidae
Product: KIAA0040 ortholog
Exons: 2
Coding region: 259-594 (111 amino acids)
Source: RefSeq, a predicted model, not a curated record